AUGGACGCGCUCCAAGGGGCGCGCUUCUCGUUAGUCCAUAUAAAACUGAAGCGCCAGGUUCUCUCAAAGCUCUACGCGAGAUAGCGUUAGGCGCGUGUCACUACCCGAGCUCAUCACGAAUAAGUGCCAAACUAGGUGUAAAGAUGUACAGAACCACUAGAUCACCAAUGAUGCAAUCCCUUGUCAACUCGGGAAUGGGCGUGGCUCCUUUCUUCAAGGUGACUGUGUUCGAGCAGGAGCACUUCCAGGGCAAGUGCCAGGAGUUCACCUCGGAGUGCUGCAACAUCCACGAGUGUGGCCUUGACAUCAUCCGCUCCAUCAGAGUGGAGAGUGGAGCCUGGGUGGGCUUUGAGCACCAUGACUUCCAGGGCCAGCAGUUUAUCCUGGAGAGAGGAGAGUACCCCCACUGGGACGCCUACAGCGGCUCCCUGUCCUACCACGUGGAGCGCCUCAUGUCCCUGCGUCCCAUCUACUGUGCUUCCCACAUGAGCAGUCGUAUGAUGAUCUUUGAGAGAGAGAACUUCAUGGGCCAAAGUGUGGAGCUGUGUGAUGACUACCCCUCCCUGCAGGCUAUGGGCUGGUCCAUGCCCGAGGUCGGCUCCAUGCACGUGCAGUGUGGCGCCUUUGUGUGCUACCAGUACCCCGGCUACAGGGGCCAGCAGUACAUCAUGGAGUGUGAGAGACACAGUGGAGACUACCAGCACUGGAAGAACUGGGGCUCCCACUCCCAGACCCCCCAGAUCCAGUCUAUCCGCCGUAUCCAGCAUUAAGAGGGGCUAGAGGCUGAGAGGCCCACGGACAGCAAUCCCCAGCCCAGACGCUGCUCUACCCCUUCCCCCCCCCCCCCACCGGGAAGACCCCUAACUACCGACUCACCACAUAACACUGACACACACAGCCGCUCCAAGGUACGAUGAGACUAUAUCGCACCGGUAAAGCACAGGAACACACACACUGACAUGACUGACAUAACACACUGUUUAUUUUUAUCAGGGUAGAGCACCCGCACAUAGACACACACCUGGGCUGUACUACCUGAACCCUGAACCCCUGUCCAGGUCACCUGGGCUGUACUACCUGAACCCUGAACCCCUGUCCAGGUCACCUGGGCUGUACUACCUGAACCCUGAACCCCUGUCCAGGUCACCUGGGCUGUACUAUCUGAACCCCGAACCCCUGUCCAGGUCACCUGGGCUGUACUACCUGAACCCUGAACCCCUGUCCAGGUCACCUGGGCUGUACUACCUGAACCCUGAACCCCUGUCCAGGUCACCUGGGCUGUACUACCUGAACCCCGAACCCCUGUCCAGGUCACCUGGGCUGUACUAUCUGAACCCCGAACCCCUGUCCAGGUCACCUGGGCUGAGCAGGGAGCCACACAUCCUGCUCGAAUCAGAGGUCAACGCAUCAGCAGACACCAGUUUCAAGAUGGCCACCACCGUAGUGCAGCUCUAAUGUGAUGUGUGCAGGAGGUUGAACCAAAGGUUAACUAAUAAACUCAUGUUCACUUCA
Salmo salar (Atlantic salmon) is the source of this 1512-nucleotide messenger RNA. Its product is annotated as beta-crystallin A1-2. Gene Ontology annotation, biological process: lens development in camera-type eye; visual perception. Gene Ontology annotation, molecular function: structural constituent of eye lens. NCBI's taxonomy places the organism in Eukaryota, Metazoa, Chordata, Actinopteri, Salmoniformes, Salmonidae. The record is from RefSeq and is a predicted model, not a curated record.